AUGGCGACCGAGACCGCAAGUGUCGCAUAUUACAGUGCAAGUGACCGUGUGUGCGCAGGCGGCGCCGCGGCCGGCGAGCAGCAGUACUCGCUGCGAUGGAACGACUUCCACUCGGCCAUGGUGUCCUCGUUCCGUCGUCUGCGCGACGAGGAGGACUUCGUCGACGUCACGCUCGCGUGCGCCGGCGCCACCUUCACGGCGCACAAGGUGGUGCUAUCAGCUUGCAGUCCAUACUUCCGGCGGUUACUCAAAGCAAAUCCUUGCCAGCAUCCCAUCGUGAUCCUCCGAGAUGUGCACGAUAAAGAUAUGGAGAGUUUACUCAGGUUCAUGUACCAAGGCGAGGUACACAUCGGGCAGGAACAGCUGAAAGAGUUCCUGCGCGCGGCGCAACUGCUGCAGGUGCGCGGCCUCACCGACGUCCCGCCUCCAGCGCCGCUGCCCACACUGGACCAGAAAGCAUCCCCGUCCGCGUCGUCGUGGACGGAGGGCAGCGCGUCGCGUGAAGGACGAGAGGGACGAGAGGGGCGGGAAGGUCAGGCACGGGAGGGCCGGAGGGCCCGACGUCCAGAAGAGGGCGCGGCCAGCACCCCACCACCAAAACGCGCUCGCUCCUCGGACCUCUACCAGGCGCAGAUGAAGACCAGGACGGAGCAACUGCUUGCGGCACAGGGUGCCAGCCCCGAGGGUCUGCACACCAACGGACACGACCUGGGCCUCUUCACGCACGCACUUGACAACACCCAAAACCCACAUCUAACUGCCAUCUCUAAUAACUUGUGCGGGUCUGGGUCGGGCGAGGGGGAGGGCGAGGGCGAGGAGUCGUCGUCUGACGCGGGCGCCAGCGACGCGGAGGAGACGCGCGCCAAGCCCGAGCAGCCGGACUACGAGGAGGCCGGCGCCGGCGCCGCGCUGCACGCCAACGGCACGCUGCCGCAUGGCUUCCCCGCGCUGCUCAACCUGCCGGGUUUUCCCGGCCUUCCAGGGCCAUCGGGGAUACCUGAUAAUUUCGGAGGCUGUCGACGGACUCAAGACCUACUGCGUGUACGUGCAACAGACCCGCGACCGUGCCCUAAGUGCGGCAAAAUUUACCGCUCAGCUCACACUCUGCGAACACAUUUAGAAGAUAAGCACACUGUCUGCCCUGGAUAUCGGUGCGUGCUGUGCGGCACGGUGGCCAAGUCGCGCAACUCGCUGCACUCGCACAUGUCGCGCCAGCACCGCGGCAUCUCCACCAAGGACCUGCCCGUGCUGCAGAUGCCCACGCGCUUCGACCCCGAGCUCGCCAGCCAAUUGCUCGCGAAAGCCGGGGUGAAAGUAUCCCCGGAACAACUCCGAGCAAGAGCAUCGCCCACCGGGCCGCGGCGGUCCGACAUCAAGCUGGACGCCAAGUCGGCCGCGUCUGAGACCAGUUCGAUGUGCGGCGACCCAGACCAUGACGACCUCAGCCAGUCGCGCUACCAGGACAGCAUGGCCAUGUCGCCACCUCAUAUUAACAAUCUGACCAACACCACAAUAACAAAAGUACCUGCUGUCAGAGCUGUGACCGCGAAAACGGUUGAAAAUCUUCCGCAUGGAAUAGGCGGCGUUAUGAAACACGAUGAAUAUCCGCCGGGUUUCGGCGGUGGCUCAGCUAUACUAGACACAUACUUACAGUACAUAAAUGAGAACGUGUUCGGUAUCAACGCGGCGAAACUGGCACAAAUGAACGCAUUGCACAUGGAAAGGAAGACGUAUGAAGAGCCUUCACCACAAAUGGGCUCACUCCCUCCACCACCUACCACUUUGGCACACCAGCGCUUUUUGAAGCAAAUGCAGCGACAGUACACGGAAAACAUGAGCAAGCCCGACAUUAUGCGCGAUUCAGAAGAACCUUUAGAUCUUGGAAAAGAGAGACAAAGGAAUGACAGUAUCAGCGAUGCAGACGGCGACAAACAAGAGAUGGAGAAAGAAUUAAAUAAAGAUUAUUACAACAAAGGAUACAAUGACGACGAGAGGAACAGGGUUAAUAGCACUGAACAAGACCAGGAGCACAGCGGCCAGGAGGAAGGAGACUACUCCGAGGACGAGAACAAAACCGCUUCUUCAUGA
Messenger RNA from Parnassius apollo (apollo), 2088 nucleotides. Lineage: Eukaryota; Metazoa; Arthropoda; Insecta; Lepidoptera; Papilionidae. The record is from the annotation of a GenBank genome assembly.